Molecule: messenger RNA, 1785 nt
Organism: Ceratosolen solmsi marchali
Lineage: Eukaryota; Metazoa; Arthropoda; Insecta; Hymenoptera; Agaonidae
Exons: 8
Coding region: 150-1640 (496 amino acids)
Source: RefSeq, a predicted model, not a curated record
AUCAGGCAAUUAUUUAAAAAUUCAAUCUAAAUCUACAGUGAUGCGUACAAGAAGAUUAAUAGUGCAAAUACCGUAUGCAGAUUUCCAUUGAAUGUGAAGAUUAAUAGGGAGAGGAGUCCGCAGUAAUAAGAAAAUAUGUUGAAGAAACAAUGCAUCGGGUUAACAAUGUCGACAGAAUACAGCAAACUAGCGGGAAAAUGAUACCAAUACAACCAUUUUUGUACGCCAAUGCAAGAGAGGAAAAUUCAUCAGCAUAUCUGGAAAAUUCAUGUAAAACUGAAUACAAUGAAACGACCCGGCAAACUUUAUCGAUACUCAGUAAUGAAGAACUUCUUCCAGUCCGUAUGACUGAAGCAAGUGUUUAUUAUUCUGCAGCUUUUCGACUUGAUGAAAGUAACGUUUGCGCCGAGGCGUUAGAGGCUAUUCUUUUCGAUAGUCUUGAAGGUGAACUAAUUCUAGCUGAAUACCAGCAAAAUAAUUUUUUAUGCAGUACAACCCAACAAAAAUUAACAGAUGUUUUAUUGAGCAGAAGUGCGAAAUCAAUGACAGUAGCAAAACACGUUCAAAAUUAUUUUGUCAAGCUUACGAAUGCAAUUGUCAAAUUAAUGCCAAACGAAGAUCCAAACGUAUAUUAUGUCCCGCCUCAGUCAAAUGGAAAUGACAGUAAAAAUCCAAAGGGUAAAUUACCUGACAAAUGGCGCAAUUUAACGUAUCAAUUGCGAAUAAGAGGAAUAUUGCCAAGGAAAAAAUUGAAAGAUAAGCCUACAAGUUCUAACGAUAUUCCUAAAACGCAUACGCUGAAAGAUGAUGUCGAUAUUCAUCUAAAGUCGCUGCAGGUAUUAAGAGAACCGUUAUCGCAAGUUAUAUUACAUUGGGAUGCAACAUUUGAUUAUAGAAAACUUAUAAGAUCGACGAUUAAUAGCCUCGAUGAUGUAUUGAUUGAGUGGCCGAUUUUAAAAACAGAUAUAGGACCACAAUUAAUCGAAUCUGAAUUUGAAAAAUUAUUUCAAUACGACGAUGAUUUAUUUGGUAAGUGGAUUUCUUUCUUUAAUGCCUUAUAUGAAAUAAAGAAGGCGUCGAUCCGUGAUAGUAUUGGUAAGGAAUAUUGCAAUAUAUUUGAGAGCUUGAGAAACGAAACUCCAGAAGUAUCAUCUGGAAUUCAAAUUCAAUUACUGCCUUACUUAAUUCCUCCGAUUACGAAAAUUAAAACCGGCAGUGGCAUUAUUGUAAAACCUACAAUAUGUGAGAGUUCCGAAGGCUUCGUAAUUUAUUGUAAGACUUCCGAGUCUAUUGCACAAAAAGUUGAGUUUAGAAGUGAUAGAUAUAAAAAUUGGAAUGUCGCGGUGCAGCCGUGCAUAGUACUUCAGGGGCCACAACCGCACGACAUUAAAUCAGCUUACGUGAGUUUACACCAACAACUUUGGGAAUUAGACUCGCCAAUUCGGGCCCUCGACUUGGCCUUCAAAUUAUAUCAAGUUUUUAAUCUACAUUAUCCAGCGGAUUGCGAACAACUUUGGCUUGUCGUCCAGAAGAUCGUAUACAACAUUACCACGCCUUUCGAUAAAAAAUUAACAAAUGUGACAUCCAUCGCUAAUGUACUUAAUGUAAAAUUAAAAUGCAAGAAGCAGAGAAGGAAUUGAACGUUGAAGACAAUCUAUUACAACGUGAUGACUUUGUAAAAUUUUUAUAAAAGACUCGAGCAACAACUCCAUUAUUAGAUUUUUCACAUUCUUAAAACUAUUAAGUUAUAGAUAACUUGGCGAAUUGGGUGACAGCAACGUGAAA